Aspergillus oryzae RIB40 is the source of this 633-nucleotide messenger RNA. RefSeq lists its product as uncharacterized. NCBI's taxonomy places the organism in Eukaryota, Fungi, Ascomycota, Eurotiomycetes, Eurotiales, Aspergillaceae. The record is from RefSeq and is a predicted model, not a curated record. The coding region runs from base 1 to 633 and encodes 210 amino acids. The transcript has a single exon.
AUGUUCUACGGGCAAUCCAGCAUCGACAUGCAAGUUCUCCUUAUAGCGGAGAUCACCAAGCGGCGAGCCGAGCUUCGUGAUGUAGCGGAGUCAGUCCUAACAAUAAAUGAUCUGGCCCGCUUCCAACUCACAAAAGGGCAGCUUCUGGAUAGUAAUGCGGCCAGCAUGUGUAACCUCUUAGGAGAAAGGGGUAUAGCUGUACACAAGAGGUUGACGAUCGAUGAAGAGCAUUCCAUAUUAGGGGACAUGCCCUACUUGAGUAUGAUGAAAGCUCUCUACCAGGCUGGAUUUCGAGACAAAAGUUCGCUAGCUCCCCCUCAGCCAGUUUAUCCAGUGGCCAAUCUUCAGCGCGCCAUGUGGUUGAUGGAUAUGGAUUUAAGCCUCAAAGUAUCCAAAGAUGGCUUCUCUACGGUUUUGGAGCUCUGCAGUUCAAUCACUUACUCCUUUUCAAGUAUGGUCAGACAACCAGGGCCUUGGACUUCACUGACCUGUAAGCAUGCUUGUCAGGUUGUGACUGGCUUAUUCCAAGCGCUAAACAAAGAGGAGCGACAGUUUUGGCUGGGCUGUUUAGCGUCUAAAGAGACGACAGCUGCUCAUGUCCCUGCUCUUCAGGGAAAGGAUGAUGUCCGAUAA